UUUGAACUUAACAAACUGUUACUAUUACAUUCCAUUAAUUACAUUACUUACAUUAUGUAAUUUAUCAAUUAUCAGAUCAGGGAUUUGCCAUCUUUAUGGCCUGGCACUGCACAGUGUUAAACAGUAGCUCUUAUAGUAAUGAGUCACAUAUUUAUUUUCCCUUGCUGCCUGCAAUAAAAGGUCGGGUUUCUGCCAAAUCUCCCAGAUGUUUCCGCACUUCGCUAUAAAUUCUGUUUGUGCAAAGCAACAGUAAGUAUAACCUGUAAAGAUGUCAGCCAUACAACGUGUGCUGAUAGUUACUCAGGAGUCAGUCACUGCUCUUCAAAAAGCUGGGCGAGAGUAUUAGCCUCCAGUCCAGAAACUCAAGUCAGAUGUUGCGUCUUUCCCCCUUCCGAAAAGUGAGGAGGGGCGUCCUCAACCAGGAGCCAUCUGCCUAGCUUAUAAUGGGAAUCACAAGUGUUAAAGUAAUUCCAUCCCAGCUCAAACCUCCCUCCCUUUUUUAGCAGACUCCCAAAAAAAGCAAAAAAAAACAAAUUGCCAGUAGAAUGAGGCUUGACUCUUUGCUUGCCAGACACUCAGUAGGCUGCUCAGCUCUUCAGUGCAAAGGACAAUAUGGAAAGUAGCACUCAGUCAUAUAGUCAGCAAACCCUCUGGAAAGAUGUGGAGGUGGGGAAAGAGAAGAAGGCCAGACACAGCUGCUACCAGAAAGCCGCCGUCGUCCUGUCCCUGGUGUUCCUCCUUCUCACCAUCUGUGUCUUCAGUUUGAGGCAUUUCUGGAGCCCAAGUCCAGGAAAGGUCUAUGAUCAUGAGUACACAGCAGUGGUGGACGGUAUGGAGACAGACAGCUUGAUGGAGAUUGAUCCCGUUCAUCGCGUGGAGAUCUUCAGGAUGGGAAAUGACACAGAUGAAAUCCUGGAGGUCCACGAUUUCAAGAAUGGGAUCACUGGAAUCCGAUUCUCCAAGCACCAGAGAUGCUACAUCAAGACCCAGCCCAAGGAGCUGCCCAACAUCCCAGAGCUGGAGGCCGAGGAUGCCGAGAUAGAGGUUGGCGAGUUGGAGACUGUGGAGGUGAAGGUGGAGGACUCGCAGGUGUGGGUCCCAUCGGAGGAGCCCAUCACCAACCACGCCUUCCUGCUGGAGACCAAGAUCUGGGAGGUGUGCCGGGAGCUGCCCAUCCACUGGAUCCACCCCGCCCCACUCCGAGACGCCAAAUUCCACGACGUGGAGGAUGUGGAGGACACGCCCGAUGAGGAGGUCAAAGGUCAGCGCAAGGCCAGGGACGUCCUGGACCACGUGGCAGUGAACGACUAUAGAGAUAUCGGAGUCGAGCUCACCAACGCCCUGGAUGAACAAGGCUACUGCUGUCAGCACUGUCGCCGUGGUUACCGCCACUGCCAGCGUUACCACGAGCCACUGGGCGGCUACUGGCCUUAUCCUUACUACUACCAGGGCGGGCGCGUCAUCUGCCAAAUCAUCAUGCCGUGCAACUGGUGGAUUGCACGGAUGCUCGGCAGAGUCUAGAGGACGUCGGUCGGCGCAUCUCCACGCUCGACUGACUUGGUUGCCUGAUUGAAAGAUUGAUUGGUGCUACGUAGCUCAGGAUAUCUGAUAUACCUUACUUCAUAGUUUGCUGGGCUCCGAUGCAGUAAUGUUUUAUGUAAAUCAUUCUCUAUCAGCGGAGCACACAAACAAACACUAAUUUGAUUGUUUCGUAAGAUUAACUCGAAGCAGAGACUGAAACGUGAGUGCUUGCUCAGCCAUUUUGGCUCUGUUCGUUACUUCCACAACAUUUAUUCGCAAAUUGGCUUUCCAAUGUUUUGUGCAAUGAAUCCUGCGUGACUUGCUUUUCCAAUCAACUGUUCCUUCUUGGUAAACAAAAAUCUCUUGCAGAUGUAAACAACUGGGCACCUUUCUUGGGGUUGAAGUUCUCAAAACUUCAAAAGUUAGAAGUAGUAAUGUUUUCACCAAACUGUUGUUUGCAUGGACCCCUUGAUCUUGCCUUCUUAUUUAAUAGAUGGUUGUGAGGGGUAACUAACGUAUUUCUAUUUCUUUUAUAUUAGAGAUAUACUGUUCUUAACUACUUAAGGACUUACUGUAUUCACAUUUGUUAACAAUUAUGUAGGCAUGUACAACAUGUAACUGUACUGCGUAUAAGCUGAUAAAGAAAUAUGUGAAUUUGAUGUUUUUUAAAUGAAAGAAAAUGUUUACAAA
Messenger RNA from Clupea harengus (Atlantic herring), 2211 nucleotides. RefSeq names its product tenomodulin (gene tnmd). Lineage: Eukaryota; Metazoa; Chordata; Actinopteri; Clupeiformes; Clupeidae. Gene Ontology annotation, biological process: negative regulation of endothelial cell proliferation; negative regulation of angiogenesis. The record is from RefSeq and is a predicted model, not a curated record.